CCACUCCACCUCUCACAUACAUCUUACUCUCCCUCCUGGUCUGUCUCACUACUCAUAUCUUUCAACAAUCCAGACACAGAGGUAAAGAUGUCCUGGACGUAUGCAACCCUCUUGGCUCUCCUCGCUGUGCUUCUUGCACUUUCCUUGUCUCCAGAGGCUGACUCUGCAGCUGUGCCCAGCAGCACCGGCACCGCUAAAGACCCACAAGGUCCACUGAAGAGGAUCUUUAUGAAGGAGGCCGAUGCCUCAAACUUCUUCAGGAGACGCAGCAGACGGGGCGUGAAGUCUCAGGAUGAGAUUAACGCUGAGCAGAGGCAGGUUCUGGCUGCAGAUGAGAGAAAGAGAGAGUUUCACGAAGAGAAGAGGAACGAGUUUGAGAGCUACGCUGAGGAGGAGCACGAUGAACAAGACGAGAGGACCAGAGAGAGCACCGAGCAGUGGAGGGAGUUUCACUAUGACGGGAUGCAUCCUCCUCAAGAGUACAACCGUCAGACCAUCUGAGACUGAGAGGAGAGAGGUGAUGCUGUAAGGCGACAGGAUGCUCGUAGAGAAACAUCUUUUCUUCUCAGACCUUAUACAGUAGAGACAUCAGCUGCAUGUUUUCAAACACAUGUCUUUAACCCUUGUGUUGUUGACUUUGGCUUUACCUGUUUGGGAUUUUAGAAAUAAUUUAAAAGAAUUUCUUUUAUCAUUUCUCCCAAUGAAGACCGUUAAUGAGGUGGUAACCUUUCCCUUUGCCACAAACUGGGCUUGCACCCUUAAUGAAGGGGAGGAAUACAGAAAUAACAAUAAAAACAUUGUUAUGACACUUAUAAUAUAUACUCUAAUUAUAAUUAUACUGCUAAAAUCAAUUGAUUAUUCAAUUGCCAAAUUUAAAAUGACCAACCAACAGUCAAUCUGCCAAUUUGCUAUUAUAGUGGAUGAUCAAAACCAGCAAAUAUUUACUUUUGAGGAGAUCGUAACAGUGAUUUUUAGCCAGUUUUGCUCCAAAAAUAGUCGUCCGUUAACAAACCUCUUAUGAACUAACUGUUAAUCUGACUAGUUCCAGAUUAUGGAGGAAUAAUACUGAAUAAAAAGUAAACUGUAAACACCACUCACAGAUACAGAGCUGAUGAAAGUCCAUCGUGUUUAAUAACCAAAGUCUCUGGUAGUCCAAAUAAGUGAUCUGAAGGACAUUUGUAAAAGGGUUGUGUAACAGGUCACCAGUUUAAAAUCAUGUCUAUAAUCAUCAUACAUCUUUCAAUCGUAAAGUAUCAAGCUGUUAAAACAAUGUUUUUUUUAAUCUGUUAAAGAGGUUCAGGGUCUCCUGGGUUAAAUAGAUGUGCAAUGGUUUUCUGACAUUAUCAGAGGCAGAAGUGUGAAUAUACUACAUUUACUCAUAUAUACUGUAUUUACUCAUAUUGUAUUUACUACAUAUUUACUCACUUGUGAUGACAUUAGUCAAAACUUUAAACAUAAUCCUUAAAAAAUUCUGUAUUUACUAACAUUUUUUACUGUAAGAAACAUGUAGAAACUCUUUGAUAUUUACUUCCCAUCAAAGAAGCAACAACACAUGCAAACCUCUUUUUUUUUUUAAUACAUGAAUCUCUACAACUCCAAAGCACAUUUCUGCAACAAUAUGUAAUGCAUGCAUACCGAGGGGCUUUCAGUGCGUCAUGUUUUGUUUCCUGUUGAUGUUUUUAUGUGGGGAAAGAAUAUGGGAAGACAGAAAUAAAACACUCAAGACGAAAGCUAACAGUGUUGUUGAGGUUUGUAUUUACAGUAAGUCAAUAUUCACCAUAACAUUUUUAGAUAAUUCAGGAUGCCUUCGAUGUAGGUUAUGUUCUGAUGGAGUGUAGGUUUUUUUUUUUUUUUUAACUGUUCAUGUUGACUGAUUGAAAAUCAAAUAGUUAGGUAUGACAGAGAAAAUACAAAGACAGAUCCCUUCUCUUCUCUGUGUGAAGUUCUCUAGAGAGCAAGUGGGAGAGAGAAGGAGAAAGAGUCUUUCUGCUAAAUUCAACAGGCUGGUAUGAAAGCACAGUGAUUAAACACAGAGUGAGUGAGUGAGUGAGUGAGUGAGCGAGUGAGUGAGCUGUAUUCAGACCAGCCACUUCAUGAGCGGAAGCAGAGCACGAUAAUACAACUACUGAACUGUACACUACCGAAUUGACGAUUCUGCAAUGGGGAGCAAUCGUGCAUUCAUUUGUCAUUUUUACAUUUUUUUUUACAUGAAUGCGCACAAAUCCAAAUAUAAUUCAAUCACACUUAUACAGUCAAUACUGAUUUAAAGGAUUCAAAGAAGGAAAGCAUCUCCCAAUGGCACAUUAGAAUAAUAUGCAGUAUUUGGAAGUUUUACCUUUCAACUGUUUUCACCAUCACCCUCAGCAGCGUCUGAUUACUCUGAUGACAGAGGGGGUUUGGUUUCAUGUUGGAACACAUCCCUGAGAGCUGGUCACACAGCAACAACACGUGGUUGCCCUCCUGUGGUCAAGGAGGACUUCACAGUCACAUCGAAAUUAAUUAAUCAAAUCAAAAACAGCAAUUACAAAGUGACGACUAUUAGAUACUGUGUCUUUAUCGGUCAAUUCAAGAACUUUUCAGUGGAAUCUAAUAACACAUUUACAGGUUUCCGCAAGUGGUAUUCUUACAAAAAAAAAAAAAAAAAA
This is a messenger RNA of Larimichthys crocea (large yellow croaker), 2645 nucleotides long. It is a transcript of the gene ucmab, whose product is annotated as upper zone of growth plate and cartilage matrix associated b. Gene Ontology annotation, biological process: embryonic skeletal system development; regulation of osteoblast differentiation. NCBI's taxonomy places the organism in Eukaryota, Metazoa, Chordata, Actinopteri, Sciaenidae. The transcript is spliced from 5 exons. Bases 88 to 501 code for a protein of 137 amino acids. Gene Ontology annotation, cellular component: extracellular matrix. The record is from RefSeq and is a predicted model, not a curated record.